Molecule: messenger RNA, 4358 nt
Organism: Eleginops maclovinus (Patagonian blennie)
Lineage: Eukaryota; Metazoa; Chordata; Actinopteri; Perciformes; Eleginopidae
Gene: ttll10
Product: tubulin tyrosine ligase-like family, member 10
Exons: 12
Coding region: 989-3073 (694 amino acids)
Biological process (GO): protein polyglycylation
Molecular function (GO): protein-glycine ligase activity, elongating
Source: RefSeq, a predicted model, not a curated record
GCAUAGCAUCAUACAAAUAUGUUUUGUCAUUUCAUUUAAAGACAUUAUUCUAUGUGAAUAUAGUAAAAACAAUGGUAAAGAAUCCCAUAUUGUUGCGCUCUAUAUACUACUGUGCAUUCUUAGGAAAUUAAUGUUUACCUCGGUGAGUCAAAGCCUUGUCUGGCUGGCGUCAUGUUUAUGAUACUAAAUUGUGUUUGAAUCGAAUGAAGUUAUGGCAUUUGGGCUUGUAAAACGUUCCAUGUUGAAAGUAAUACACAGUAUUCGCCCGAUCUUCAACUCUUGAUCUUGAUAUUUUGCACUUUUAUUAAAUGAGUGUUCCCUUACUACAUAAGUAAAUCCGUAAUAGAACAGAAUAAUGCUUGUUUCUAUGAGAAAAAUAACAGUUCAGACCUUUGGUAUAAAAAGGGAAAUCAACUAUCUAAAUUAAAAGGGACAUUUUUCUGCCCUAGAGAAAAAUGCAAAACACAUGUCCUUGAGCCUGUAAAAAUAUUAUUUUAGCUUUGGUGUCAGGGUAUAAUGCCCUGAAAACUGGCAAAUCCAUUUUGAUUGACAGUCUGUUCUCAUGUUACGUUAGGAUUAAAAAAACAAAUGCUAACAGGCAGUUAAUAUUGAAUGAAGCUUAACUGAGAGGUGGGGUAGGUGUAGGAUACAUAAUCUUGAGAAGUUUGUCUUGAGCUGCUGUUGUUGUAAGAUCUACAAGUGGCAACUGUUGCUAAGGGUCACAUUACCAGAGUAACCGGUGAUUGUUUACUUGCAAUGUGGCAGACUUUCUGUGGGCUAAACUGCUGACAGACCAUGUGAUUUCACCUGUGUCGUGUCUCUGCUUCAGUCUGUGGGUUGCUGUUUGUCUCGGCCUUGCCUUUGGAGUACAAGCUUGAGCGCACAUGACAGGAGAGGAACAGGCUGAGUGGGUUUUCAUGGAGUCUGGCUGUCCCUGUGUGUGACACUGGAGCUACAGUGUCACUUCACAUCAAAGAAAGGCUCUCCAAUGUUGAAACAUUUUCAGCUAUCUGCACGAGCAGAUUUCAUGCCUUCUGAGUGCUGGGUGAAGCCCUGCAAUGAAGGCCCGGCAGAGGGGAGCAAACUUCAGAAGCUACAAGGGGAAAAUGUAGAGAAGGAGGAAGUGAAGGCUCCCUGCGGGGACAAUGCACCUGCAGGAAGCCUAGGGGUCGGAAGGAAGGAAGUAGCAUCAGAAGGCGGACACGAGCAUGUUCAAAAGGAGGAGACGCAGACAAAGGAAAAGAGGAAGACAUUUUCUCAUUUGACUUUCAACCAGGAACAUCCAUAUAGAGGUUCAGGUGUGGGCCUUGUGGAGCGCCGCCGUAGAUCUUUCCCCAGGGAGUUGUUGACCUGCUCCUACCCAGACAGGGACAGGCAGCGGCAGGUAAAGGAGCCCCGGGGGCCUGGGCCUUUCUACUUCGUCGGAGGAGCCAAUGGGGCUGAAAUAGUGAGCCGUUACUGUGAGAGCAGAGGAUGGAAGAGGAUUUACAACAAGAACAGGGAGGAUUUCAAACUCAAGUGGUGUGAGACCAAGUCACCAGCCAACUACAUUAACUUCAGAGAAGGUGAACAGUUGGUGUACCAGAUCCCCAACAACAAGUUGCUCACCACUAAGAUCGGCCUCCUCUGCAGCCUGCGGGAGUACGAGCGAGUCAGCAGCAAAGUCAAACACGGAGCAGGACUGAGGAGGCUAAAAAUGGAAGAGUUUAUUCCCACUACCUUCCGCAUGGAUGUGAGGGAAGAGAGGGAGGCUUUCUUCUCCCAGCAGGAGGGGGUGAGCAACAAUGAGGGUCACAUGUGGAUCUGUAAGCCCACGGGUCUGAACCAGGGGAAAGGGAUCUUCCUGCUGAAGAGCCAGGAGGACGUGGUGUCCUUCAGAUUGAAGCUGCAGCACACGGAGGACAGCCAGGCCAACAGGAAGAUGCUCCAGCGCCCGCCUCAGGCUCGCAUUGUCCAACAUUACAUCCAGAGGCCGCUGCUCCUGAAAGGGAAGAAGUUUGAUGUGCGCUCUUACCUUCUGAUCGCCUGCACCGCACCUUACAUGGUUUUCUUUCGCCAUGGAUAUUUGCGACUGACCUGCGACCCGUACGACCCAAGUUCUGACAACCUGUCUGCCCACCUGACCAAUCAGUACAUGCAGAAGAAGAACCCUCUGUACAGCCAGCUGAAGGAGGACACUGUUUGGACCAUGGAGAGUUUCAACACCUACGUCAACAACAGGUUUCGGGUUGCCAAGGGUCUGCCCAGGGACUGGGUGAUGGGCGCCUUUGCAGAACGCAUGCAGCAGAUCAUGAUGCAGUGUUUCCUAGCAGUAAAAUCCAAACUAAACUGCAGACUGGGCUUCUUUGACUUGAUUGGAUGCGACUUUAUGGUUGAUGAAGACUUCAAGGUGUGGCUGUUGGAGAUGAACUGUAAUCCAGCUCUCCACACCAACUGUGAAGUGCUGAAGGAGGUGAUACCGAGCACCGUUCAGGAGACACUUGAUUUAACUCUGGAGAUCUUCAACAAGUGUCGCCUCAAGCAGAGGAUUCUUCCUUUGGCCAGUCAGAGGGACUUUGUGCUGCUUUACAACAAAGUGGCUCCUACUGAUUCACUGCUGGGCUGCAGCAAGAGCAACAAACAUGUUGAACUCCAUCAGAAAAGCUCCAAAAAGAUUGAACACAGAAUAUGUAAAUCAAAGACUGAGGACAAAACGGUCCCCUCACCAUCCCCUGAUGAAGUCUCUGGGACUGGUCAAGGACGGGGGAGAUCAAAGUCUGGCCAGCGCUCCUCCAUCUUGGUUCAGGGGCCUCCACAUUUACACAGCAGCAGCAUGCAGACUGUUAAAAUUAAGAACCCCAGCCCUCGGGUCAAAUUAAAGCCGAGCAAAUGUACUUUGCAACAUCAUUCAAAAGCUUUGGAUGACGGGAAGCAGCAGCGGAAGAGAAAGAUCAUCAUGUCGCUGUUGUCACCAGGCAUCCUCGUCCGUGGAUCACCAUUCCCACCUGGUGCUGGAUCUCCUGUGAGUGGGAACAAACAGGAAGAAAGGCUCAGAGAGGACAACAAAGUUUAUGACAGGAAAUUGGAACUGUGAUGCAUCAUAUGCAAACAGCUGGGAUCUAAAAGCCACUUCUGAAAAAGAGUUUAAAAAAAAGGAUCCACGCUUCUGUUGCUGUUUGACUGUGAUAAAUACAUUUUGAAAUGUGACAACGAAGAAUAAAUUAAUGCUAAGUAGGUUCAUUUCAUUGUUGCUUUCAAGUUUCAAGGUUUUAUUGGUCAUAUGCACAGCAUAUACAACUUAUAUGUUGGCAAUUAAAAUCUUAUGUCCCAGGCUCCUCCAACAACUCAACAUACAUGGUGCAAAUAAGAUAAAUAAAAUAGUGCAAAAAGAGAGAAGAAUAUUUACAAUAACAACAAUAAAGAUUUGAGGAUGUGAAAUAUAUACAUAUGUGGAAUACAUUGAGAGUAUUUAAAUACUUUACACUGUUGAAUGAGGAGGUAUGGACAGAUGCAUAUAUUAUGUAUAACAGAUGUAUAUGGCAGAUAUGUAUAAUAUAUAGAUAUGUGUACUAUAACCAGAUAUGUAUGGCAGAUGUGUAUAAUAUAUAUGUGUACUAUAAACAGAUGUGAGUAGACAUUCACAGAGCUCAGGAGUUCAGCAGUCUUAUAGCCUGUGGUAUAAAACUGUCUCUGAGUCUGGUGGUCUUGGUCCGGAUGCUGCGGUACCAUCUGCCAGACGGCAGCAGACAGAACAGACUGUUGCUGGGGUGAUGGGGGUCCUUUAAUAUCCUACUGGCCUUCUUCCUACACCGCUGGGUGUAGAGGUCCUCCAUGGAUGGCAGCUCCGUCCUGGUGAUGUGCUGAGCAGUUUUCACCACCCUCUGUAGAGUCUUACGGUUGAGGGCGGUGCAACUGCUAUACCAGGCGGUGAUGCAGCCAGUCAGGAUACUCUCGAUGGUGCACCUAUAGAAGUUGCAGAGUAUCCUGGAGUCCAUGUUGAACUUCCGCAGCCUGCGGAGGAAGAAGAGCCGCUGUCGAGCCGUCUUGGAUAUGACCCUGGUGUGAUGUGUCCAUGUCAGGUCCUCACUGAUGUUUACCCCGAGAAACCUGAAGCUGCUGACUCUCUCCACAGGAGUCCCGUCGAUGGUGAUGGGUGUGUGUGCCUCUCUCUGCCUCUUCCUGUAGUCCACAAUCAGCUCCUUUGUUUUGCUGACGUUGAGAUGGAGGUUGUUGUCCUGGCACCAAGAUGUCAGGGCUCUGACCUCCUCUCUGUACGCCGUCUCAUCGCCGUCUGUGAUCAGGCCGAUGACGGUCGUGUCGUCAGCAAACUAAAAUUGUUGCUUUGUAUAUUAUUUCAUAAUAAAGAUCUUUAAUUUCAA